AUGCCACUCCACACCCACUCCCACUCAACCAACUCCCGCCAGCUCAAGCCAUACCACAGAAACAGCCUCAACCACAACCACAACAACACCCACUCGCUCAACCACCAGCUCCACCAGGUCGAACUCGGCAUCGUCUCAGGAUCACCACUCAACCCAACCAGCAGCACCAGCCAGCAGCAGCCACCACAAGCGCAAGCACAAGCACACGACAGCCUCCACCAGACUAAAUCCAAGGCUGGCCUGCUCACCAAAUGCGUCGACUGGCUCUUCAGAAACCCAAACAGCAAGAAACAAGCACCCGAAAACCACGCACUACCACAACCACAGCAACCACCAGCUAAAAAACAAACACUACCAUCCGCUGCAUCCUCAACACUCAUCACCAGCAGACAGACCAUCCACCAGCCAUCACUCUUCGCCAACAACUCAACAAACUACAACUCACUGCCCAGCCACAACCACAACAGCAACAACUACCGCCAGCGACCAACCCAAACCCAAACCCAAACACAAACAAGCAAUGACUGGUUCAGAUCUCAAUCCCCAUUCUCCGAACGACGAAGACCCAAUACCUCCCAUGCCACCCUCAACAUCCCCCUCUCAACCAACAGCUCCCUCUCAAACCGGGUCUUUGCCCAACACCAGACCAUCCAUGGCCACCAGUCUCGAAUCCGAUCACUCUCCCCCCUCAGACAGACCAACGCCUACCGAAACACGCUCUCCCCCUCGGCCCAGCUCGCACAGUCCUCAACCUUCUCCAGCCUCGGCCGGCGGCCCUCCCCCAACCGGAUACUGAACUCCACCUUCUUGGACAACAUCCCCAACUCGCCCCGCACAUCCAACGGCGCGAUGCUCAGUCAGAAGAGAGAACACGACCAGAUGAGCAUCAGCCCCGUCCGCGAAAACAGCCCCCCCGAGCGAUCGAGCGUGUUUGGCGACGCCGGAUCUCAGAGCUCCAAGAGACAGAUGUUCUGGGACCCAAAUCUAGGCUUUGUGACCAAAGAACAGAGAGAAAAGAUGAUGCGAGAGGCUGAGUUGAAGCUCAGAGAAAAGGAAGGCAGGCCUCUGCCGACCAACGAAGCAGAAAAAAUCUUGGAGAUCUUGGAGAGCGGUCGAAAUCCGCAUUCGCUUUGGGGUACCAAGCGCUACACAGCAAACCUUCCUAGCAUUCCUGUGCCUACUCCUUCAACGGCCUCAAGUCAACGAACAAGCAUGCUCAAACAUCUCAACCGUCCCAGUGCCCCCGGAACUAGCUUGACUGCAAUCUACGAAGAGCAGGCCUUGCAGUCGAACCAUGGCACGAUCAUCGCUCCCUUCAAUAAAAAGUUGGAAGCCGAGCGAAUCAAGCGUCUCGAGGAGAAAAAAGGCCAGUUACGCGCCGAAUUGAAGAAGCGAAAGUUGUUUGAAGAAAAUUUGCACCAGCGGAACCGACAGAGUGGAGAAGAAGAUCAUCAAGAGCUCAACGGAUCCGCUCCUAUCGAUCUUCCGGCUACUGAUCGGGCGGAGCGCAAGUCUUCCAGAAGAGCCCAGAGGUCCGCUUCGGCCGAGAGUGCUGCCGAACCUGCCAGAGAGCGCGUCAAAUCGAGCCGAAAGAUCGGUAAACUCACCAGUAGUUCGUCCAAGGCAAAAGUCAACCAAGGACGGAAGAGCCGGUCCCAAUCGGUCAAUGAAGAAGAGACCAACGAAUCUACCACCGCGCCUCCAGGUAGAGUGACGAGGAGCGGCAGAUUGCUCUCCAAUAAUGCCCACGAUCAGAGCUCAAAAUCAUCCAAUUCGACAAGGAUUAGUAAAAGUUUGAAGAAUCUCAAGUCGCCUUCUCCAAUUCAAGAGGAACCUGAGGAUCACCAUCAGGAACCUGAUUCUGACAACCAAUCAACCCAGAGAGAUCAGCCCCAAGUCGACCAAAAUUCGAGCUGUCUCCAUCCUACCGUUCGAUCCGCGUCAGUCUCCCUACAGGUUCCGUUAUCGAGCAUGGUCAAGUCCACAUCCAGCUCUUCUCUCCGCCCUGGACGCACAUUCUCGAGCCGGAGGCACAUCAAAGCCAAAGUGUUUUCGGCCCGAGAGGAGGAUCUACCGCCGCUGAAUGACGGGGAGGAUGAGGAGGUAGACGAAGAGAGCGAGAAGUUGAAGAAGAUCAAGCUGCCCAGCACGUUCCUCAGCAGCUUCAAGUUGGAAAAAUUUAAUCCUCCUCCUCCUCCUCCGCCUGUUCAAGUCGAUGUCCAGCCCGAGAAGCCCGACCAGCCAAAACAGAAUCCCGAUUCGGCAGAAGGCUCAUCAUUGUUCAAGAAGAGCGGUACCGAUUUCCCGAAGACGAGCUUGUUCGGCGCGCCACCCACUGCGGCCCCAGUCCCGGCUGACCCCGUGCCCGCCGCCGCCUCGACGACUAGCGCGCCCAGUAUCUCCAGCCAGCAGCCGUCUUUCCUCUCUGCUCCCAAGGAAAGUGGUGAGCCUGUCCAGCAGCAGAAUAAUAAGCCGUCGCCCUUCUUCAGUCUGGCGAAAGACGCGUCGACACCAGUCGCACCCGCGCCCGAUAAACCGGUCUCUUCUCAGCAGCCCCCUGCCUCGUCCUCGGGACACAGCUUCUCACGGAUAUCUAGCGAUGCCCCCCCGCCCAACUUCUUUGGCUCUGUGGCCUCUCAACCUACUGCCGCCCCGGAUUCAAGCGCGUCCAAGACCGCCGAGCAGCCUGCGAAACCAAGUCCAUUCAGCUUCCAGCCCAGUACUACUUCUACUACUACUGCAUCUACUUCUAACUUAUUCAAGCCUGCAUCCGAGUCGAACUCCGUGGCUCAUACCUCUCUCUUCGGCGCUCAACCCACUCAAAAUAAUGAGAGUCUUACCAAACCCAGCGAAUCUAAGUCUCAGCCCUCCCUGUUUAGUUUCGGUACCCAGCCGAGCACUCAGCCGACCUGUUCUAAUGACUCGGUUGAAGCAGCUCCUGCACCUGCACCUGCACCUGCUUCAUCUUCCGUCCCCACGUUUUCCUUCGGGGCUCCAUCGAGCCAAGCUGGCUCCGGGUUCGGCGCGCAAGCUCCUGUCUCAGCGGCUACCAGUGCUCCAAGCCAAAUCGCCCCGGCACCAGCCAGCACUCCCACGUUCAGUUUCGGUGCCCAGCCAACGACGACAACGACAUCAGCACAGCCGGCUAAUAGCCAGCCACCGGCUUCCAAUGGGAUGUUUGAUAUGAUGGAUUCGAGCUCAUCAACCACCGCCCCGAGUAUCUUUGGCAACUCGGCCGCGGCCCCAAGCAACCCGAUGCCGAUCUCGACUGGCUUUAGCUUUGGCAGCAAUCUCAACACUAACAAUGCUGUUUCGGCUGCCACCAAGCCAGCCGAGCUGAACUUCGGCGGGACCUCUUCCUCGACGACGCCUUCUUUCACUUUUGGGGCUUCUACGAACACGAGCAGUGGCACCACUGGCCCGACCCAACAACCGUCGGCGGGCGGCAGUCUCUUCGGCGCACCCGCACCCGCCCCGACCUCGAGCUCCUCCAGUCCAUUCACGUUCGGCGCGCCCAGCACAACCGGCACUGCUAGCGCAUCUGCCUCUCCCUUCGUCUUCGGCGCCGCCAACCCUUCCACUCCCUCGCCUAUUCCCCCUACGCCCGGCGGCUCGACCUUCGGCCUCUCCUCCUCCAACCUCGCUACCCCUACCAACAACUCCUCCACUAAUAUCUUCAACUUCGGCGCUGCUAACGCCACUCAGCAACCGGCCAUCGCUAAUGGGAACAGCACCGCUGGGACGUCAGUCUUUGGAGCCCCGUCUGCUGCUUCUUCCUCUUCGGCUGCGAAUAACGGGGCAGGAGGGAUGUUCGGAAUGAUGUCCAACAACAACAACAACGCGAUGAACCCUGGCUCCGGCGCCACCACGCCCUCGUUCUCGUUCGGCGCCACGACAUCCGGGUUCGGCAAGCCCCCGUCGGCGGCCUCCGCCGAUGUCACGGCGCCGGGCGGCCUGUUCGGCGCCGGCGGCGGGUUCGGAAAGCCCUCGCCGGCCGCGCCUAUCUUUGGCGCCUCCGUGCCGGCCAACGGGGCCGGAGGGAUGGACGGCAAAGGCUCGACGACCGGGAUGUUCGGCCAGCCCGGCUCGACUGGCUUCGGCGCGCCUAGCACUGGAGCCAUGGACAUGAACAACGGCGGGCAGACUAUGUCGAUCUUCGGCGCGCCAUCCACCGGACAACAGCCCUCGUCUUCCGCCGCCGCCUCCAUCUUCGGCGCCCCGUCUGCAUCCGCCCCUUCCUUCAGCUUCUCCAGCCAACCGUCUUCGACACCUGCGCCUCCGUCGACGCCCUUCGGCGCCGCGCCCUCCUCGUCUGCGCCCACACCUGGAGCAGGCGCUCCCGGGGGCCCGACGCCCGGCGGGUUCGUGUUCAACAUGGGCAGCUCCACGGCUAAGCCCUCUGCCCCCGGUGCCACCCCCGGCGCCGGAAUGGGCUCGGCGGCCGGCGGCGCACUCGACGGGACGCCCGUCCGGGUCACUAGGAAGCUGCCGUCUUCUACGCGCAAACCCAGACGUUGA
Messenger RNA from Puccinia triticina, 4518 nucleotides. RefSeq lists its product as uncharacterized. The coding region runs from base 1 to 4518 and encodes 1505 amino acids. NCBI's taxonomy places the organism in Eukaryota, Fungi, Basidiomycota, Pucciniomycetes, Pucciniales, Pucciniaceae. The record is from RefSeq and is a predicted model, not a curated record. The transcript has 5 exons.